Molecule: messenger RNA, 3565 nt
Organism: Arvicola amphibius (Eurasian water vole)
Lineage: Eukaryota; Metazoa; Chordata; Mammalia; Rodentia; Cricetidae
Gene: Mis18bp1
Product: MIS18 binding protein 1
Exons: 16
Coding region: 237-3383 (1048 amino acids)
Source: RefSeq, a predicted model, not a curated record
GCCGCGGAAGCGAGCCCCGCAGGGCAGCGUAGCUCGCACGCGUCCGUGUCCCUGCGGUCACGCGUGUCGCCCCUGCGGGGGCUUCCUCCCUGGGCUCGGGGGGUGGCCGAGCGGUCGCCACAGCCUGGUGCUGCUGCCUUCGCCCAGGUUUCUCUGGACUCCUGUUGAAGUUCUGCCUGGAAAUUUGUAUUCAUUGACUUCUAUAAGAAGAAUUUUGUUGCCACUGCCUUAUCAAGAUGAAUGUAACAUAUUUGAACCAUUCAGGAAUUCAUUUGUCUUCUGGGAAAUCUCAAAGAAGAAAUAUGCCUGAAGACGCAGUCUUUAUUGACAACAUUCCUUCAAACACACUUACUCCUGUGAAAGAAUUGGCAAAAUAUCAGAAGUCCUCUCUAAAACUGAAUGGUCAUGACAAGAAUCAGUUAAUAGAAAUGGCAGCUUCUAACAAUAAAAAGAAAUGUCACUCCACCAUGCUAUCAGAGGCUACCCUUUCAAACAGCUAUCCUGAUAUCAGUGUUAUAAAGUGCAACAUGAAUGGAUUAAGAAAUGAAAUGAACUAUGAAACACCAAGAAAAAUCUUUCAAAGAAUGAAAGAAAAAAUACAGCAUGACAAAGAACAAGCAUCAAGCAGCAGUAGCAUGUUGGGACCACCACAGUGUGAACAUAAGAAAGUCUUCACUUCUAACAGAGAUAAGAAAAUUCAGUUGCAACAAACCUACCUCUGUGAGGAAAAAGAAAAAUCAUCCCAAUCCAAUAAUAGUUCAUUAGGAGAGCUUCCAAUUCUGAAGCAAGAACAAAAAAGUGUUACAGCUUCAAACAUCUCAAGCAAGGCAUUAACUAGAGCUCAGUUUGCUAGACAAGUUCUUCAUUCAAAAGAGAAAACUGUUAAAACCACUGUGUCCAAAAAGGACACAUUUGUUUUGAAAGGUGUUAAUUCUACUUAUGAAAAGCUUGGAAAUACUGGCAUUAAGACUGUGAGUUCUGACUGUGUUCCUGUUCUGGACUCGAUGACUUCUGGGAGUGAUGUGUCAACAGAAGGGACUGCAAAAGAGGAUAUUUUAGAACAAAAUAAAAAAUCGGGUUCUAGAGGAACGACUCGUCAUUCCAUGGAAAAUACAUGUGAAAUCAUACUUGCAAGUCCAAGACUUAAUCUAACAAUACCUGGCCGGUCUCAAAGAAACGUUACAAAGCUUGAAGCUGUUGCAAGUGAAGCUAAAAAAUACCAGGUUGUCCAGCUACAGGAAUGGAUGAUUAAAGUCAUCAAUAAUAAUACAGCUAUAUGCAUAGAAGGAAAGCUGGUGGAUAUGACUGACGUUUAUUGGCAUAGUAAUGUAAUUGUAGAGCGAAUUAAACACAAUGAACUUAGGACAUUAUCGGGGAACAUUUAUAUAUUAAAAGGAUUAAUAGACCGGAUUUCCAUGAAAGAAGCAGGAUAUCCCUGUCAUCUCACAAGAAAAUUUAUGUUUGGAUUCCCUCAAAAUUGGAAGGAACACAUUGAUAAUUUUCUAGAACAAUUAAGGGCUGGAGAAAAGGACAGGAAUAAGACCAGACAGAAAACUGCAAGAGUUCAUGAAAAACAAAAAUCAAUGAAAAAUGAUGCAGAAGAUACACAAGCAGAUGUCCUCCUAAAAGCCAGCAACACUUAUGACCUUACUGAUGAUACCUUGGAAAUGAAGAAAAAUAAGCACAAUGGGUUCUCAGGAGCUACAGAAAUAAACAUUGGAUGUAAUAAUUGUCAAAAUAAGCCACAGUUAAGACUCCUCCAUAACCAAGAAUUAUCUGGAAAAGGGGAUUGCAGAAAACUUCCUUCAAAAAACUUUGAGAAUUUUGAAGGAAUAAAUAAAAGGAAAAUUCGAAGUCAGAAGCAAGAGAGAACUGAAGUGUCAAAUGUACUGAUUGGUACCCCGAACUCACUGGAGCAGCCUACCUCUGACAAAGAAAGAGAACACCUGCCUCUGAAUCAGAAGGAAGUUUGUGUUUUAGUAACACCACUUAAAACUAUAAAGCGGGUAGAGAAAAGAUGUAAAGAGUUCAAUCUCUCUAUCAAAGGAGUAACAGAGAUUUUCAAACCAAGGCAUCAAGAAGAAAGUGAGUCAGAUGUGCAUGUAAGUUCUACCCAUAAGUCCUCAGAGAUCUUUGAACAUAGUGUGGGUUAUGAAAGUAGCCCCAAGGAAGAUUUCAGUGAAUGUGAUAUACUCACUGUCAGAGAGAGCAUUCAGAUACCUUGUCCUGCAAUGGUCACCAACGAUUUUAAGAAUAUCAAGUUGCCCUCAAAGUUGGAGAAAACUGAAAAUCGAGUAGCCGUAUCAUCGUUCAGUCAGUCCUCAUCUCUUAUGUCAAGUGAAGAGAAUGAAACAGAGAUUAGAAGGAAAGCCAGAACAAGAAACUGCAAAGAAAGGCUGAUGGACCAGAGAAAAAGCACAUGCACUAUCACAAAAGAUAUCCUGCUGGUUUCACAAUCUGAAGGUGAGAAUGGUUCUCAUAUCACAUCACCGAAAUCUAGAUCUGCUAAGGAAAUUUUUCCAAAAUCUGGUGUUAGCAGGAAGUUCCCAAUUGAAGUUAAGCGAUUUGAUACAACAAACAGGCAACUGUUAGGCCGUUGUCCACCUGGUUUCAUUGAUAAUGAAGAAUGGAAUGAGCAAGAAUUGCAGAAGCUUCAUUGUGCUUUUACAUCUCUUCCAAAGCACAAGCCUGGUUUUUGGUCAGAUGUAGCUAUGGCAGUAGGCUCUCGAACUGCUGAUGAAUGCCAGAGGAAAUACAUAGAAGAUUCCCAAGGCAAACGAUCCCAAAAACAAGUCUCUAAGAAAAAGCAAGCCAGUUUCAAGGUCAAAAAUGGUGAGAAAGAAAAUGCUCUUGAGAAAAAUACUAUUAAGAUAACUGCCAGAGCGGGAACUCUAAAAAGGAAACGACAAAUGAGGGAUUAUCUGGAACAGUUGCCACAAGACAACCAUGAUGACUUUUUCACUGCAACACCCAUGCAGAAACAAAGAAUAAUGCUGCCAAGUUUUCAAUACAGUCAAGAUGAUGAUUUUCAGCUCGAUGUUGACAGGAAUCCAGCAUCUCCAUCAUCAGUUACUUUGCCAUUGACAGACACUCCACAGUGUCAGCAUGUCAGUCCUGGUAUGCUAGCCUCUAUAAAAAGUGAUGAUUAUGAUAAAUAUGUUUUCCAUAUGCAAAAAAAUGCUAAAAAGUAUGGCAAGUGUGGUCUUGUGUGGGGCAACGUUAGGAAAAAAACAGUUGAAAAUGAUGUCUCACCUACAACAUCAAUACGAAAAGCCCUGUUUAACAAAGAUUUAGGUGAAAACACUGCUAUCACAAAGUAUUUCAAUGAUGCUGUAGAAUCAGACGAAGAAGAGAAAGAUUAUUAUUUUUCAAAUUCUGACUGAUAGUAAAUAUGAUUUGCAGGAUUUUUACCCUCAAGCAGAGCAGACUUAUAUUCUCAUUUGAUGAAUGGGUAUUUUCUUUGUAAUAAGGGAAUACGAAUUUGUUUCCAAAAGAUAUGUCUGUAUGCAAGGUUAACAUCCUAUAGAGCAUUCCUCAGUGUUGCAAUAAAAUACAAGUAAAAGUA